UUACUAUUUAAUGAUGGGAAGAGACAUAUUGACUACAUCUUAGCCUGGUCGAUUAAAGGAAAACAGAAGAAAGUAGAAGAGGGUAAAAAUGCUCGAAGUAUCUUUGAGAAGAAUUUAAGAAAAGAAGGUUUAGAAAUAGAGUAUGAUACAAAAGGUUCUGAAAUUCACUAUGCGAAGGUCCAUGCCCCAUACAAAGUAUUGAUAAGAUAUGCUGAUAUUUUGGCUAUAAGGAUGCCUAUGAAAGAGCAUCCUGGUACAUCAGUGGUUAUUCAAAUGUGUUAUAGAGUUUCUAACCUUGGCAAGACAUUCCUGAAACCAUUUCUACUGGACAGAGAUGCUGUCCCCAAGAUAAAGAGAAACUACACUUGUCCUUACAGCACAGAUAAAAAUUACUUGUUUGAAACAGAUGAAAAUGGUGAAUUAGAAUUCUCUAAUUCAGCAAGAAGUAGAAUUGUGGAUUAUAUUUUAAGAAGAAAAGCUUUUAAAGACGAUACAAAGAAAGCUUUUUCAUUUGGUGUUAAGAAAAUGAUCAAUGAUGAAUUUUAUUCUGCUGUUUAUCCUUUACAUGAGGGACAUUGGAAAAAAGGUUCUGCAAUGAAUGCCAGAAAACUGUUGUAUGAUUACUGGGCUCAUUGGAAAAAUAUGUUAAAAUUUCAACCACUAGAUCAUAUCAGACGUUAUUUUGGUGAGAAGAUAGGAAUGUAUUUUGCUUGGUUAGGUUUUUAUACUACUAUGUUGGUACCAGCAGCCAUAGUUGGGUUCCUUGUAUUUAUAUAUGGUUUAUUUAUUAUGCAUGCGAGUACAUCUAGCAAGGAGUUGUGUGAUCCAGCAAAUAAUAUGACCAUGUGUCCAUUGUGUGAUAAACAAUGUCCAUACUGGAAGAUACAUGAAGCUUGUUCUCAUCAGUCAGCUAGUAGAAUCUUUGAUAAUGAUGCCACAGUAUUCUUUGCUGUAUUCAUGUCCUUAUGGGGUACAUUAUUUCUGGAGUUUUGGAAGCGUAAAGAAGCUACUAUCCAGUACAAGUGGGAUUUAUCUAACUUUGUAUCAGAAGAGGAACCACCUCGUCCAGAAUAUCUCAGUAGAUUAGAAUCCUGGACAACUCUUAAAGUCAAUCCAGUUACUGGGAUAAAAGAACCAUAUUUACCAUUUUGGCGGAGGCGUUUUCCUGUAUUCUUGUGUUCAUAUGGUGUGAUGAUAUUUUUGGCAGCAGUAGCCAUAGGGGCAGUGGUAGGAGUUAUAGCCUACAGGGUAUCCAUGUUAGCAGCAUUACAUAUUUUACAAGAGAAGGUUAUAGUGGUGUAUCAAAAUGCUGGUUUAAUUACAACUAUUACAGCUGCCUUGAUUAAUUUAGUUAUUAUCUUAAUACUAAAUAUUGUCUAUGGUUAUCUUGCCUUCUGGUUAACAGAUUGGGAAUGUUUAAGAACACAAUCAGAAUAUGACAAUAGUAUUACUCUCAAAUUAUUCGCCCUCCAAUUUGUCAAUUACUUUGCUUCCAUUGUGUAUGUUGCCUUCUUCAAAGGAAGAUUUGUAGGCAGGCCUGGAGAUUAUAGUACCAUCUUUGGUGCUAGACAAGAAGAGUGUGAACCAGGAGGAUGUUUAAUUGAGUUAUGUAUACAGUUAGCUAUUAUUAUGGUUGGUAAACAGCUAAUACAGAAUAACUUUAUAGAAAUAGUUGUACCGAAAAUUAUAAAGAUGAUAAAGAAAAAGAUAUCCAAAGAAACAAGAGCCCAGAAAUUAGCCAAAACACCUUGGGAGAAAGAUUAUAAACUUGGUUCUGCUGAAAAUACAUCUCUGUUUUAUGAAUAUUUGGAAAUGGUUUUACAGUUUGGAUUUUUGACUAUAUUUUGUUCAGCCUUCCCCCUUGCUCCACUAUUUGCAUUAUUGAAUAAUGUGAUUGAAAUCCGAGUGGAUGCUAAUAAGUUAAUCACUGGAUUAAGACGUCCGAUGGCUGAAAGAGCUGCUGAUAUUGGUAUUUGGUAUAGUGUAUUGUAUGGCAUAUCUAGAAUAGCUGUGAUAUCUAAUGCGUUUAUUAUAUCUUUAACCUCAGACUUUAUACCAAGAUUAGUCUAUAAGAUGGCAUACAGUGAAAAUAAAACAUCUCAAGGCUAUCUAAACCAUAGUUUAGCCAUUUUUAAUACCAGCCACUUUUCAAUGAGUCACAUGCCUGAUCCAGCAUUUGGACAUGUUGAGUUGUGCAGAUAUAGAGAUUUCCGUAAUCCACCAGACCAUAAAGACGCUUAUGCGUUCUCUGAUGUUUUCUGGCAUAAUCUUGCUGCCAGAUUAGCAUUUGUUGUUGUUUUUGAGAAUGUGGUGAUUGUUGUGACCAGCCUUAUUGCAUGGAUGAUACCUGAUGUGCCUACUAUACUAAAGGAACAAAUCCGUCGAGAAGCCUAUAUAACAAAUGAAGUAGUAUUGAAAACGGAGUUGUUACGAGCUCGUGGUGAGACUAUUGAUGCAGAGAAGAUGGAAGUAAUAUCAGAUGAAGAGGCUAACAGUUAUGAAACAAGUAAUAUGAGUCCAAGGAGACGUGAUUUGUCUGAUAUUUAG
Molecule: messenger RNA, 2547 nt
Organism: Lottia gigantea (owl limpet)
Lineage: Eukaryota; Metazoa; Mollusca; Gastropoda; Lottiidae
Exons: 20
Biological process (GO): chloride transmembrane transport
Cellular component (GO): plasma membrane
Molecular function (GO): protein dimerization activity; chloride channel activity
Source: RefSeq, a predicted model, not a curated record